GUGAUAGAGGGUCCAACCCCACGUGGAAGGUCACCGUUGAGGUAUUUGUCUGGUACUACCAAUUACUCCAUCUCGUUUAACCAAAACCCACCUUCCUCUUGCGAUAUAUACAUGCUCCCUCUCCUUCUUUCAUUGCUAAAAUUCAGAAGGAAUAGAGAAAGAAGAGAGAGAGAAGGAGAGAGAAGAGAGAGAGAGAGAGGACAUAGAGAGAGAUGACUGUUACAAACUUCAACUGCUGCCUCAAUCCGCCACCUUCAAAUCAAAGCCAUGGUUCAAGCCCUUCUUUGCCCUCAAAGCAAAAUCAAGUACCUGCAUGGAACAAAAAUGAUCAUGGAUCAUGGGCUAAACGAUGUGUUGUAGGCAUGAGUUGCAUCAUGAUCGGAUUCGAAAUGGGCAGCGUAGUAAGUAACCAAACCCAUGAGGCCAUUGCUAAAGUUAUGCCUUUGCCGUUGGAAAUAGCAACAUCAAGUGACCAGAGGGUCGCAAAAUGGAGUGAAAAAAGAAUGUGCCCACAGUGGAGCCCUAACUCACUGGAGACCAUCGUGCCGGAGAAUCUUCCAAGGCCGUCUGCUCAAAGAAGAUGGGAAGCCGUCGGUUUUUCUAAGGAUGCUCCGGCGGUUCAAAUGGUAGUUAGAAAAGGUGGCAACUGCUUUGCUAUGUAGAUUUACACUUUGAUACACCAUGUAUAUGCACCAUAUGUAUAACCAAAUACAGAAUCAAUGAAGAUCACCAAAUUAUUUCUAGGCA
Messenger RNA from Malus domestica (apple), 747 nucleotides. The record is from RefSeq and is a predicted model, not a curated record. NCBI's taxonomy places the organism in Eukaryota, Viridiplantae, Streptophyta, Magnoliopsida, Rosales, Rosaceae.